Molecule: messenger RNA, 1209 nt
Organism: Saccostrea cuccullata (small rock oyster)
Lineage: Eukaryota; Metazoa; Mollusca; Bivalvia; Ostreida; Ostreidae
Exons: 12
Coding region: 19-1095 (358 amino acids)
Molecular function (GO): oxidoreductase activity
Source: RefSeq, a predicted model, not a curated record
UCUAAAUUUUGACCCGGAAUGGCGACAGAGGGGGAUAUACUUGUGUCCAAAGAAGAGCUCCAUGAUUUUGUAGUGCGAUGCAUCACAGCAGCUGGAGCGGAUCCAAACCAUGCAGCUGACUUGGCGGAUCUUCUUGUCACAGCUGAUUAUCGAGGUCAUUACAGUCAUGGCAUGAACAGACUCGAUAUGUAUUCAAGUGAACUAAAAUCAGGAAUAUGCAGAGGAGGCGGGGCUUCCCCGGAAAUCGUCAAACAGACAGUCGCUACUGCCCUGGUGGACGGGAAUAAUUUGUUGGGUCCAGUCGUCGGAAAAUUCGCUGUGGAUCUGGCGAUCAAAAAGGCUAAAGAGGCAGGGAUUGGAAUGGUCACGGUUCGAGGCUCAAACCACUUUGGGAUAGCCGGAUGGUAUUCUUUAAGAGCUCUGGAACAUGGUCUUAUAGGAAUGUCUUUUACUAAUACAUCGCCAGUGCUGAACCCAACAAGAUCAAAAGAGCAAGUUCUGGGUACAAAUCCUAUUAGUAUGGCAGCCCCGGCAAAAGAUGGCGACAGCUUCGUGUUGGAUAUGGCCACCUCAAGUGUAGCGCUUGGAAAGAUCGAGAUUCAAGACAGAAAGAACCUUCCUCUACCACCAGGCUGGGCGGUAGAUGCUGACGGAAAUGAAACAUACGAUCCAAAGAAAAUCAAAGGACUGUUACCUCUGGGAGGAAAGGAAGAAAGCAGUGGCUAUAAGGGAUAUGGGUUGUCUAUGAUGGUAGAAGUCCUGACAGGAAUACUUAGUGGAGGGGCCUUUGGUCCACACAUACGUCAGUGGAAGGGAGCAACCAGAGUCGCCAAUCUGGGACAGUGUUUUAUUGUUCUGGAUCCUAAAGCGUUUACAGAUGACUUUGAGGACCGAAUGAGUGAACUAAAUAAUAUCUGCAGGCAGUUAGAAUCGGUGGACGGUCCCGACAAACCUGUGUUAGUCCCUGGAGACCCUGAGAAGGAACACAUGAAACUGUGUGACAAACUAGGGGGAAUUCCCUACCAUCCUAACCAGAUCACAUUCAUGAAUGACAUGGCAAAGAUGUUCAAUGUUACACCUGUGAAGACAUCUUGAGAUGAGAAAAUUUCUUUUACCUCACCUGCUUUAAAUUUUACUCAGUAUUGUUAAGUUAUUUUCAUAGUUAUUAAAAGAAAUGUAAAUACUGCAUUAUGAAUGCAUGUGUAUUUU